Molecule: messenger RNA, 448 nt
Organism: Papilio machaon (common yellow swallowtail)
Lineage: Eukaryota; Metazoa; Arthropoda; Insecta; Lepidoptera; Papilionidae
Product: NADH dehydrogenase [ubiquinone] iron-sulfur protein 5
Exons: 3
Coding region: 99-401 (100 amino acids)
Source: RefSeq, a predicted model, not a curated record
GUAAAAUGACAACCGCCUGAAAAAAAAACUUCUUGUUUCUGUUCGAUAAUAUUCGACGAUCUUUUGUUUCCUAUUUAAACUUAAUUAAAAGGUAAACAAUGUCUAUUUCACCAUUCCUGCGAGCCCCCUUCACUGAUAUCACUGGUGGUCUGGUGUCCCAUCAGAUGCUGGGCAAGUGCCAGAAGGAGGAAAUGCGAUACAUGGAUUGCUUAGAGGCCUAUGGUUUGGAUAGAGGCCGAGUCAAAUGUGCACAGAUAUUUGAGGAUUUUCAUGAAUGCCAGACCCAUACUAAACAAUUUAAAAGAUUUAUGACCAUGCGUAGGGAGAGAGAUAGACAAAUAGCGGAAGGAAAAUUAAAAGGUGAUGACAAAUAUGUCAGCCCAAAGGUGGACAGUUAUUAAUCAUUUGUAGAGCAAUUGUGUUGUAUAAAUAUUGCAAAAUAGAUCAU